CGUGAGGCGCCUCCGGAUGCCGAAUGGUGGGAUAGAUCUUUGCUGCCAAACAAAACAUACGACGAUCUCAAGACUGGUCUCGAAACGCUUCAUAUUCGUGAUAAUGACUCUCCCAUAACAAUUUAUAUACAACAUCCGAUUCCACUACCACCACCUGGAGACAAGAAUAAAGUCGAAGCGAAGCCACUCAAGCUGACCACAAAGGAGAUGCAUCCCAAAUGA
Molecule: messenger RNA, 222 nt
Organism: Acaulospora colombiana
Lineage: Eukaryota; Fungi; Glomeromycota; Glomeromycetes; Diversisporales; Acaulosporaceae
Source: the annotation of a GenBank genome assembly